Molecule: messenger RNA, 1938 nt
Organism: Schistosoma mattheei
Lineage: Eukaryota; Metazoa; Platyhelminthes; Trematoda; Strigeidida; Schistosomatidae
Source: the annotation of a GenBank genome assembly
AUGUUCACUGGAGAAUUAGCGGAAUCUCGACAAACGGAGGUAACUCUCUACGAUCUAGAUGGCGAUGCUGUAGAAACUCUCAUAGAUUUCUGUUACACUAGCCAAAUAACAGUAGAAGAAUGUAAUGUUCAAAAUCUGCUUCCAGCUGCCUGUCUCUUGCAACUUACAGAAAUCCAAGAUGUUUGCUGUGAAUUCUUAAAGCGCCAGUUGGAUCCAUCUAAUUGUCUUGGAAUUCGAGCAUUUGCAGACACACAUGCCUGCAGAGGAUUAUUGCGUGUAGCUGAUCGGUUUACACAUCUAAACUUUCUUGAAGUUGUAGAAUCUGAAGAAUUUCUUCUAUUGCCUGUUAGUCAUCUUGUAGAUAUUUUAAGUUCCGAUGAUUUAAACAUUAAUUCAGAAGAACAAGUUUAUUAUUCUGUAAUGCGUUGGAUGCAUCAUAAUUUAUCUGAUCGUCGUCCCUAUUUAUCUUAUUUACUAGAACAUGUACGAUUACCUCUUCUUAGUCCGAAAUUUUUAGUUGGUACCGUUAGUACAGAUUUAUUAGUACGCUCAGAUGAACGUUGUCGUGAUUUAGUUGAUGAAGCUAAAGAUUAUUUAUUAUUACCUCAAGAACGUCCACUAAUGCAAGGUCCACGUACUAAACCUAGAAAAAUUUUACAAGGAGGUGAAUUAUUAUUUGCAAUUGGUGGAUGGUGUUCAGGAGAUGCGAUCGCUUCAGCUGAACAUUAUGAUCCACGUACACAUAAAUGGCAUCUUGUAGCUCCAAUGCAUAAAAGACGUUGUGGCGUAGGUGUUGGAGUUGUCUAUGAUCUUCUUUAUGCUGUUGGAGGACAUGAUGGACAUAGUUAUUUGAAUUCUGUUGAAAGAUACGAUCCACAUACAAAUCAAUGGUCAUCAGAUAUUGCUUCAACUAGUACGUGUCGUACAAGUGUUGGUGUAGCUGUAUUAAAUGGUUCUAUGUAUGCUGUUGGAGGACAAGAUGGUGUGUCUUGUUUGAAUUUUGUUGAAUGCUAUGAUCCAAAUGUAAAUAAAUGGCUCAAGGUGUCCAGUAUGAUUACUCGUCGUUUAGGUGUCGGUGUUGCAGUUUUGAAUGGUCAGUUGUAUGCUGUUGGUGGUUCAGAUGGUCAACAACCUUUAUCCUCUGUGGAACAUUUUGAUCCUCGUGUUGGUACAUGGCACCAAAUAUCCUGUAUGGGAACUAAACGUAAACACUUAGGUGUGGCUGUCUAUAAUGGUUUGAUAUACGCUGUGGGUGGAAGAGAUGAGGUUACAGAAUUAUCGUCUGUAGAAUGCUUAGAUCUACGUAGUCGUACUUGGACUCCUGUUGUAGCGAUGACAUCACGACGUAGUGGAGUUGGAUUAGCUGUAGUUAAUAAUCAGUUAAUUGCAAUCGGUGGAUUCGAUGGUGCUACUUAUUUAAAAUCUGUAGAACUCUAUGAUCCAGAUGCAAAUUGUUGGUCUGUACGAGGUAGUAUGAAUUCUAGACGUUUAGGUGGUGGAGUUGGUGUUGUACGUCUAGUUAAUCCACAUUUUAAUUUGAAUAAUACAUCAUUUAUUAGUAAUUGUAGUACUACAAAUCGUGGUGUUGGUCAUAUGAAUAAUAAUACUAUUGGUACAAGUUGUAAUAACAGUAUAAUUAAUGAUGAUUCACUUGGAUUAUCUAUGACUGAUUCAAUAUUUCCACCUGGUUUACCUAUUUCUACAACGAAUCAAUAUUUCCAUAAUAUUAACAACAAUAAUAAUAGUAGUAGUAGCAAUAAUAGUACUGGCAGUAAUAGUAUUUCUCAAUCAAUAAUAAGAAAUUUACCAAAUUCAACACUUAUUUCUUCUGUAUCGAGUACUAGUGGUUCAACAAUCACAGCUACAACGUCAUCAGUAGCCAAUUCUGGUCAAAUAAACAUUUCAAGUACCAGAUCAAGUAGUACUUUUUUAUUUUAG